AUGUCGGGGCGCGGAGUGUGGCUGCGGACGCGGGCGCGGCUGCGGCGCUUCCCGGCGGCGCUGGCGGCCUGCGGGGACCAGGCCGCGGCCUACGGGCGGUGCGUGGCGGCGGCGGCGGCCGGGCCGGCGGAGCUGCGGCGGGACGCGUGCCUGGAGCAGUUCCAGGCGCUGCGGGAAUGCUUCGCCCGGGCGGCAAAGGCGACAGCGAAGUGACCCCGGAGCCGUCCCCGCCUGGAGAUGCCCGGGGGGAAUAAAACCCCCAAACCCAGCGGUUUGUCCUCAAAGUGACCGAAUUCCCCCGGGCCCGGAGAUGCCCACCCGCUCCCCGGCCCGGAGGAAGUGCAGCCCCGGGCUGGGUGAGGGUGACAGAUCUAUUUUUAUUUAUUAAAAGAAAAGGGGGAAAAAAAAAGAAAAAAAACA
Hirundo rustica (Barn swallow) is the source of this 420-nucleotide messenger RNA. It is a transcript of the gene NDUFAF8, whose product is annotated as NADH:ubiquinone oxidoreductase complex assembly factor 8. Lineage: Eukaryota; Metazoa; Chordata; Aves; Passeriformes; Hirundinidae. Gene Ontology annotation, biological process: mitochondrial respiratory chain complex I assembly. The transcript has 3 exons. Gene Ontology annotation, cellular component: mitochondrion. The coding region runs from base 1 to 213 and encodes 70 amino acids. The record is from RefSeq and is a predicted model, not a curated record.